AUGCCGCGCCGGAAGCUUGCUUCUGGCCGCACUGGGGCCUCAGGCCCAGCUCCUGCAAAGCAGGCUGUUUUGAGUAGAUUCUUCCGAUCUCAGGGAAGCUUGAAGUCCACCUCCUCCCCCGCCGUUGCAGCCGAGAAAGCCGACCCUGACGCUGCAGCGACCUCAGCAUCUAAUUUCUCAUCUCAUUUGCUGCCUCAAUUGGCCACAGAAAUUGACCGAAGUAAAAAAACAGCAUUGGAGAAUGAUGGGCCUGUUAAAAAGAAGCCAAAGAAAGUCCCAGAAAAAGAAGGAGGAAGUGGUUUGGUAAUGUCUGGCAACUCUGAGCCAAAGAAAUGUUUGAGGACUAGAAUUGUUUUAAAGUCUCUGGAAAAAUUGAAAGAAUUCUGCUGUGAUUCUGCUCUUCCUCAAAAUCCAAUCCCAACAAAGCCUCUUCAGGAGAGAUUUGCAGUUUUGCCCAAAUGUACUGAUUUUGAUGAUAUCACUCUUCUACGUGCAAAGAAUGCAGUUUCUUCUGAAGAUUCCAAAACACAAGUUCAUCUAAAGGAUACAACUCUGAUGCACUCCCUUCCUUAUUUUAACUCUUUUUGUUGUCAGGGCAAACCACUACCUUCUGACCCCAAACCAUCUAACAAACGGAGCAAAAGCACCUACACUCCAUUGGAAUUACAGUACAUGGAAAUGAAGCAGCAGCAUAAAGAUGCAAUAUUGUGUGUGGAAUGUGGAUAUAAAUAUAGAUUCUUUGGCGACGAUGCGGAGAUUGCAGCCCGAGAACUCAAUAUUUAUUGCCAUUUGGAUCACAACUUCAUGACAGCAAGUAUACCUGCUCAUAGACUGUUUGUUCACGUGCGCCGCCUUGUGGCAAAAGGAUAUAAGGUGGGAGUUGUGAAGCAAACUGAAACUGCAGCAUUAAAAGCCAUUGGGGACAAUAAAAGUUCAGUCUUUUCCCGGAAGUUGACCGCUCUUUAUACAAAAUCUACCCUUAUUGGAGAAGAUGUGAAUCCCCUGAUGAAGCUGGAUGAUGCUAUAAAUGUUGACGAGAUAAUGACUGAUAAUUCUACCAAUUAUCUGCUGUGUAUCUGUGAAAACAAGGAAACUAUUAAGGACAAAAAAAAGGGGAAUAUUUUUAUUGGCAUUGUGGGAGUGCAACCUGCCACAGGUGAGGUUGUGUUUGAUAGUUUCCAUGAUUCUGCUUCCCGUUCAGAACUAGAAACUCGGAUACUAUGCCUGCAGCCAGUGGAGCUGCUGCUGCCCUCAGACUUAUCAGCACAAACAGAGGCACUCAUCCUCAGAGUAACGGCUGUUAGUGCACAGGAUGACAGAAUUCGAGUUGAAAGGAUGGAUAACGUUUAUUUUGAAUACAGCCAUGCUUUCCAGGAGAUUACAGAUUUUUAUGCGAAAGAUGUAGUUGACAUCAAAGGUUCUCAAAAUUUUUCUGGCAUUAUGAAUCUGGAGAAGCCUGUGAUUUGCUCUUUGGCCGCCAUGAUAAGAUACCUCAAAGAAUUUAACUUGGAAAAAAUGCUCUCCAAGCCCAAGAAUUUUAAACAAUUGUCUAGUGAAAUGGAAUUCAUGACAAUUAAUGGAACAACACUAAGGAAUCUGGAAAUCCUACAGAAUCAGACUGAUAAGAAAACCCACGGAAGUUUAUUUUGGGUUUUAGACCACACAAAAACUUCAUUUGGGAGGCGGAAGUUAAAGAAAUGGGUGACCCAGCCACUCCUUAAAUUAAGGGAAAUCAAUGCUCGACUUGAUGCUGUAUCUGAAGUUCUGCAUUCAGAAUCGAGUGUGUUUGGUCAGAUAGAAAAUCUUCUACGUAAAUUGCCAGACAUAGAGAGAGGACUCUGUAGCAUUUAUCACAAAAAAUGUUCUACCCAGGAGUUCUUCUUGAUUAUCAAGACAUUGUAUCACUUGAAGUUGGAAUUUCAAGCAUUAAUACCUGCUGCUAAUUCCCAAAUUCAGUCCAACUUGCUCCAGACAUUUAUUUUAGAAAUUCCUGAACUUCUCAGCCCAGUGGAGCAUUAUGUAAAGAUACUUAAUGAACACGCUGCCAAAAUCGGGGACAAAACUGAAUUAUUCAAAGACCUUUCUGACUUCCCUAUAAUUAAGAAGAGAAAGGAUGAAAUUCAAGAAGUUACUAACAAGAUCCAAAUACAUUUGCAAGAAAUACGAAAAAUACUAAAAAAUCCUUCUGCACAAUAUGUGACAGUAUCAGGACAGGAGUUUAUGAUUGAAAUAAAGAAUUCAGCUCUAUCUUGUAUACCAACUGAUUGGGUUAAGGUGGGAAGCACCAAAGCUGUGAGCCGCUUUCACUCUCCUUUUAUUGUAGAAAAUUACAGACAUCUGAAUCAGCUCCGGGAGCAGCUAAUCCUUGACUGCAGCUCUGAAUGGCUAGAUUUUCUAGAGAAUUUCAAUGAGCAUUAUUACUCCUUGUGUAAAGCGGUUCAUCACCUAGCAACUGUUGACUGCAUAUUCUCCCUGGCCAAGGUCGCUAAGCAAGGAGAUUACUGCAGACCAACGCUACAAGAAGGAAGGAAAAUUAUAAUAAAAAAUGGCCGGCACCCUGUGAUUGAUUUGUUAUUGGGAGAACAGUAUGUUCCGAACAGUACUCAUCUAUCAGAGGACUCAGAGAGAGUAAUGAUAAUUACCGGACCAAACAUGGGGGGAAAAAGCUCCUACAUAAAACAAGUUGCGUUGAUUACUGUCAUGGCUCAGAUUGGCUCCUAUGUUCCUGCAGAGGAAGUGACAAUUGGGAUUGUGGAUGGCAUUUUCACAAGGAUGGGAGCUGCAGACAAUAUAUAUAAAGGGCGAAGUACAUUUAUGGAAGAACUGACAGACACAGCAGAAAUAAUAAGAAAAGCAACAUCACAGUCCUUGGUCAUCUUGGAUGAAUUGGGACGAGGGACGAGCACCCACGAUGGAAUCGCCAUUGCUUAUGCUACACUUGAGCAUUUCAUUAGAGAUGUGAAAUCCUUAACCCUGUUCGUCACUCAUUAUCCACCAGUUUGUGAACUGGAAAAAAAUUACUUACAACAAGUGGGGAAUUAUCACAUGGGAUUCUUGGUCCAUGAAGAUGAAACCAAACAAGAGUCAGGCAAAGAAGAACAAAUCCCUGACUUUGUCACUUUUCUUUAUCAAAUAACCAGAGGGAUUGCAGCAAGGAGUUAUGGACUCAAUGUGGCUAAACUAGCAGAUGUUCCCGGAGAAAUUUUAAAGACCGCAGCUCAUAAAUCAAAAGAUCUUGAAGGAUUAGUAAAUAUGAAAAGGAACAGGAUAAAAUAUUUUGCAAAAUUAUGGACAAUAAAUGAUGUGGAAGACCUCAAAAAGUGGACAGAUGAGUUUGCAAUAGAAGAAAUUACAGACUUCUCUUCCUGA
Orycteropus afer afer is the source of this 3369-nucleotide messenger RNA. The record is from RefSeq and is a predicted model, not a curated record. Lineage: Eukaryota; Metazoa; Chordata; Mammalia; Tubulidentata; Orycteropodidae.